CGUCCAUCCCCUCCCCAACACCACCUCUGCUACUGCCUCUGGCUGUGGACCUGCACCUCUUCUCCAUCCUCGCCAGGCCCGGAGAGUGGGGUUAGCCUGGAUGAGAGUGUGCCCCUAACCUGGGGCCCUCCCAAGCCAUGGCUCCUGUGUUCCCAGGGAGGAGUCCAGGACCCUGAGCAUCUGCUAGAAGCUUGGCAGAGGCCCCGCUGGGACCGUGUCUUCUGAGGACAAAAGGCUGCGGCCAGCAGGCAGACUGGGUGGGGGGUGGGGGGGAACCGGUAGCUAGGCAGGCAGAACAGUAGCGGAGCCAACACUGGCCCCCUCCCAGACCGGCGGUGGCAUGAAGAUGGGGGUGGGAGUGUGUAGUGGGAGAAGCACCUACCAGGACCCCCAUCUGCCCGCUACUUGGGCACCCCAAAGCUGUGUGCUGCCCACCUGGUGUUCCCCAACAUCUCCAGCUCUACCAAGUGCACCCCUCUGGCACCUGCUUCCCUUGCUGCCAGUGAUUUAGAUCAACCAGGCUGUAUCCACGGCAACAGAAGCAGGAGUGUCACUGGCUGCCAGAUCAGUGAGGGUCCCACAAUGUGGCCUGGGCUGUGGUUUAUCCUGGAUGAGACAGAGUGAGUCUCCUUCCUGAAUUCCAAGACAGUCCUGCUAAGAGAACCCAGUCUCUACCUACAGGUAACAUACCUUUGCUCACUCACCCUGGAAGAUGUGUCCCAGCUAGUGGGAGGAAGCUGCUAUAGGAAUAGAGGAAGAUACCCAUAUUGUGUUUGGGACCUCCAGAUCUAUGACACAGUAAGCCAGAGGUCCCUGUAUCUGGAGGUGCAGGAAAACCUGGUAUAUGGAGAACAUGGAUUCUACUAGGGACACGGCUCCUAACUACUAGUUCGCAACUUUAGUGGAGGUGUAGCUCAGCAAGAAAACUGAUGGAGUCCGCCAGGGCCCAUCAAAUACUGAACUGGCCAAUCCCCUAGGGUUGGGGGUAGCCUUUGCCCCUCAGUAUGGCCAACACCACCGGAGAGCCCGAAGAGGUGAGCGGCGCACUGUCUCUGCCAUCAGCAUCGGCUUAUGUGAAGCUGGUGCUGCUGGGACUGAUCAUGUGUGUAAGCCUGGCAGGCAAUGCCAUCUUGUCCCUGCUGGUGCUCAAGGAGCGUGCCCUGCACAAGGCUCCUUACUACUUUCUGCUGGACCUGUGCCUAGCCGAUGGCAUACGCUCUGCCAUCUGCUUCCCCUUUGUACUGGCUUCUGUGCGCCAUGGCUCCUCAUGGACCUUCAGUGCACUCAGCUGUAAGAUUGUGGCCUUUAUGGCUGUGCUCUUUUGCUUCCAUGCGGCCUUCAUGCUGUUCUGCAUCAGCGUCACCCGCUACAUGGCCAUCGCCCACCACCGCUUCUAUGCCAAGCGCAUGACACUCUGGACAUGCGCAGCUGUCAUCUGCAUGGCCUGGACCUUGUCUGUGGCCAUGGCUUUCCCACCUGUCUUUGAUGUGGGCACCUACAAGUUUAUCCGAGAGGAGGACCAGUGCAUCUUUGAGCAUCGCUACUUCAAAGCAAAUGACACACUGGGCUUUAUGCUUAUGUUGGCUGUGCUCAUGGCAGCCACACAUGCUGUCUAUGGCAAGCUGCUACUCUUCGAGUAUCGUCACCGCAAGAUGAAGCCAGUGCAGAUGGUGCCAGCCAUCAGCCAAAACUGGACAUUCCAUGGCCCUGGGGCUACCGGCCAGGCUGCUGCCAACUGGAUCGCUGGUUUUGGCCGUGGGCCCAUGCCACCAACUCUGCUGGGUAUCCGGCAGAAUGGGCAUGCAGCUAGCCGGCGGCUACUGGGCAUGGACGAGGUCAAGGGUGAAAAGCAGCUGGGCCGAAUGUUCUACGCGAUUACACUGCUCUUCCUGCUCCUCUGGUCACCAUACAUUGUGGCCUGCUACUGGCGAGUGUUUGUGAAAGCCUGCGCUGUGCCCCACCGCUACUUGGCCACUGCUGUUUGGAUGAGCUUCGCCCAGGCUGCCGUCAACCCAAUCGUCUGCUUCCUGCUUAACAAGGACCUCAAGAAGUGCCUGAGGACUCAUGCCCCUUGCUGGGGCACAGGAGGUGCCCCAGCUCCCAGAGAACCCUACUGUGUCAUGUGAAGCAAGCCCGUAGGUGAUAGGCAGGGGGAAAGUCAGAAUCACCAUACGGGGGCCAGCAGCAGGGGAAGGGUGGGACCCAUACAGAAGCCUUCUCUUUCAAGCUUCAGUCCAGGCUCUCAAACCAUCCAUAACUGAGGCAACUCGCCAACACCUCCCUAGGGUUGGAAACGGGGUGAGGAACUGGAAAAGAGGCAUUUCUAGUUUUGUGGGGAUUGUCCCGCAGCCUCCUCCACUUCAACAAUCUCCUUUUCCCAUGCCCUCCCUGCCUUCCCUUCCCUCUCCCCUCUCCUAUCUUUCUAAAGUAAUGAUUCAGUAAAUGAAAACAAACUGAAAAUGCAGGGUUUUUAAUAAUAACAGCUGAGGAAGUAGGCUCUCUUGCUUAAAUGUCCCCCCUUUUGACAUUGUCAAGAAAUGGGAAGUUUCUCCUGUAAAAUAGAUUCCCAGAGAUCGUAUCGUCCCCUGGGCUCCCAUUCACCCUCCCCUUCCAAAUCCUUUAGCAAGACUUGGAUGUUUAGGAAAUAUUGGCUUAAGUCUUCAGACAAGAGGGACCAAAUGGGGUGCUAUAUUCCUUGGGAGCAAGGAUGUUUAAAUUGCUAUGUGCUAUGUGCAAUGUUGUUUUUGGCUAACCUUGGUCCAAAGCCCAAUCUCCAAUCCCUCCCUACCAUGUCCAGACUUCACAGGUGUUUCUUGAGGCUGUUUGAGAAGCCAAGAGCAUACAAAGAAGAGCCUCCAUGAUGUGCCCAGGCUAGAUGAAGAGCAGAAUGGGGGAUGGGCUCCUCAACCAGAAUAUACCAAACUUAGCUACGUUCACUCAAGCUUCCUCCAGGAAUAUAUAACUAACUUUUCCUCCUAGGAAUAUAUAUCCACUUUAGUCCCCAUUAGGGAUGAUGUGGGUAUAAGCUGACAGGGAAAGUCACCCAUGGGGAAAUAGUUGAACUCUCCAGAGUACCUAGAGCCCAGACCAUGGGGUCAGAGCUAAAUUCAACCCCACAAUUAUCCCUUGGGUUCACAAUACUCCCCCCUAAAAUAAAAUUCUUUGGAGACCUUGAUAAUCAAAAGUUAUACAAACUUCAAGGCACUGUGGAAUUGAGUCCAUUUCUGCUUGACCUCUUUUUGUCCCUUCCAAGCCUCACAGUCCUUGAGCUCCUCCUUGGUUGGGCCCCAAACAUCCUUCCCAGAAGUUUUUUCUCCAUCCACUCUUACAGGUGGAUGGUCCCAAGCCUCUUUUCCAUGGACAAAAACCACUUUGGGCUUACUUCAAGGCCAGUUCUACAGACUGGUGAGCCAAGUUGGAACUCUUUGCCUAAGUCUGGGGCAGUGAUCUCUCCAUCUCCUUUCCUUCCUUAUAAACUCCUGUCCUAAACUCCACCUCUACCCCAAGAUAGGCCCUGAACUGAGGUAGUCUUGACCCAAAAGCAAUGAAGGGGGCACUCUAGGCAGAAGAGAUAUUGAUGACCCUGGUUGUGGAGUGGCCCUGGAAAAGCAAGCCAGAGGAGCUGAGAGGCUGGGAAUGUGUGUUUGGGGUGGGGCUAUUCUCUCAGUGAUGAUGAUAGAAAUGCCUUUCUGAGGGCUGGGGUGCAAAGACCAAGGUGGGAGGGCAAAUAGGGUAAACUCGGGAGGGUUUUCCUCCGUUUCCUUUUUCUAACUGCCUGGAUUCAUCAUUGGAUUUUGUAAAUGGAAAAAGUGAAAUGAACAAUGUUAUAUUGGAUGUUCUCUCUCUCUCUCUCUCUCUCUCUCUCUCUCUCUCUCUGUGUGUGUGUGUGUGUGUGUGUGUGUGUGUGUGUGUGUGUGUCCAUGUCUCCUAUCUGUGUAUGAUCACAUGAGGAGGUAUGAUUGAAUGAGAUAGUGUGUGUCUGUGUGACUUUGUGUGGGUAAGAACCUCUGAGGAAAACUUGCCUGGUACACAUAUGUGAGCAAAUACAUAUAUGUGAAGAAAUAGAGUAUACACACACACACAUACACACAAUGGAGAGGAGACAAAACUUAGUAUGUGCCUGCAGCAGGAAAUAGAGUGCUUAGGAGAUGGAACCUGAAAUUUUUCAUGUAUGUAUGUGUCAAGAGAGUCAACUCCCAUCUCAUAAAGUUGUCUUCCUUUGGCCCAGCUUCUGAGCACCAGGUAAGGAGAGAAUACUUUAGAACCCCAUCUCUUCCCAAUGUCUGGAGAUUCAAUCCUCACCCCAAAUUUCAAACAAGGUAUUUCUUAUAUUAGACCACCAUGGAAAUAGGAACUGGGAAUAGGGGAGGGAUCAAACAUGAAGGCAAUGGGGUUAAGAAAUGGCCCCCUGCAAUGUAAUGGCUUUUAGAGGAACUGCUCAGCCUAAACUGCAAGUCCUUCUUACGGUUCCACUGUAUACAGCUGGGACUUGGUUUAGCUUUGACUAAAUUCAGAAGGAAAGAUAACAUAACGAAAAAGCCCAAGUCUGGGGAUCUACCCAGCUGGCCUACUCCCUAAGCACUCAAUUAAUUUACUAUUUAUUUACUUAUUUCUUCAGGUGCACAGAAUUGAGCUGACCCUAUUACUCAGUUCUUGGCACACUCUAUCAUUGGUCCAUGCAAGGUCCUUUUAUUAUUUUGCUUUGUCCCCUUCAUCACCCAUUCCUGAUCCCAUCCUUCCAACCCCACAUAGGCACCGCUCUUCAGUACUUAAUGUGUGUCCUUCCAAACCACCGUUCAUGUGUUUAUUUACUUAUGUGUAUCUGUGGAAAAUAUAUGGUAUUGAUGUGUUUUAAUUUACAUAAACAGUAUUGUACUAUAAA
Molecule: messenger RNA, 4882 nt
Organism: Mus musculus (house mouse)
Lineage: Eukaryota; Metazoa; Chordata; Mammalia; Rodentia; Muridae
Gene: Gpr173
Product: G-protein coupled receptor 173
Exons: 4
Coding region: 1005-2126 (373 amino acids)
Biological process (GO): G protein-coupled receptor signaling pathway; cellular response to gonadotropin-releasing hormone
Cellular component (GO): membrane; plasma membrane
Molecular function (GO): G protein-coupled receptor activity
Source: RefSeq, marked validated